UUUCUUCUUUUUUCUUUCUUUUUCUUUUUCUUCUUCUUCUUCUUUUUUUCUUUCUUCCUUCAACCUUAAUUCCUAUCCGAAAACCCCCUCUACCAACCACCAACUGCCGUGCGACAGUCAGCACCAAUAAUCCCCAGUCCAAGUCAAAGACCAAACAAGUUCAAGACCCAACAGAUAUCUACAUCAAGAGCCACCAUGCUCUUCAACGUGACUCUCAAGAAGGACGCUCCCCCGGAGGAGUUGGAAAGAGCCAAGGAAGAAGCCAGAAAAUCCGGCGGGACCAUCAAGCACGAGUACACCUUGAUCAAAGGAUUCACCGUUGAGUACCCCGAUGACCACAUCAAAGUCCUCGAAUCCACCGAACACCUCCACGUCGAGCAGGACGGCGAGGUCCGCACACGAUAAACAGCCAGCCCCCGCUACAACCUUAACUUUCUUUCCUUUCCUCCGCAGCUUAAAAAAAAAGAAAAAAAAAAAAAA
Messenger RNA from Blastomyces dermatitidis ER-3, 480 nucleotides. RefSeq lists its product as uncharacterized. The record is from RefSeq and is a predicted model, not a curated record. Lineage: Eukaryota; Fungi; Ascomycota; Eurotiomycetes; Onygenales; Ajellomycetaceae. Gene Ontology annotation, biological process: vacuole fusion, non-autophagic. The transcript has 4 exons. The coding region runs from base 196 to 405 and encodes 69 amino acids. Gene Ontology annotation, molecular function: endopeptidase inhibitor activity.